AACAAAAACAACGUUUGGAUUUAUUACGUAAUGGAUUUAAAUAUAGCAACAACAACAUUAGCCAAGCAGUAACUGCAACACGGAUAUGCAUUUAAACAAUGAACAUGAUCAAGUGAAACUUCUAAGCUAAGCAUUAUACACACACACACACACACACACAGACACAAACACUUAAGCACACAAGCAGCAACUCAAAAUGCAUGGACAGCAGCAGCAACCACAACAACAACAACAGCAGCAGCAGCAGCAGUUGCAACAACAACAACAACAACACACUGCCAAUAUGAAGACGGCAGCUCAAGCCAUACAACAACAACAACAACAACAUCACACACAACACACACAGCCUGGCGCUGGUCAUGGCCAUGGUCAUCAUCAUGCCAAGCUGCUGCGACGCUCGCGCAGUCGCAGUCGCAGUCCCACGCCUGACGGCACACAGGACUACGAUGUGACGCGUAUGCGCGAGGAGGACUUUGAGCGUCUGGCGGUCUAUCUGGUGCCCGAUGUGCAGGCGGAGCGUGGACUGCCCAAUCGUGCGGACAAAACGCUGCCGCGCAGUCUGACGCUCAAGUCCUCCAUGGUCUACUCAACGCCAAAUGUUAAGACUGAAGGAGUUUGGAGCAGCGGCGUCAUACCGCGUGGCACUCGCUUUGGCCCCUUUGAAGGCAUUCCAACCUCAAAUUAUCCCAAUGAUAAGAAUAAGGCGCGCUACUUCUGGCGGGUGCAGGGAACACGCCACAUAACCUACGGGAUUAUUAAGAUCUUCAAGGACGACGACUAUUAUUAUCUGGACGGCUCAGAUCGCUCGCAGUCGAACUGGAUGCGCUAUGUGGCCUCAGCUUACAGCUUGUCCGUCAUGAAUCUGGUUGCCUGUCAGCAUCAGGAGAACAUUUACUUCUACACCACCCGCGACAUUCUGCCCAACGAGGAGCUGAUGGUCUGGUACUGCAAGGACUUUGCCAGCCGCCUGGGCUAUGACGUGGACCCGGAGCGCACCAUCUUCGGCGCCUGCAAGCAGGACGUGGAUGUCGAGGAGGACGAGGAGGAGGAUGAGCUGCCGCACAAGAAGCCACACUAUGCCAUGCCCGCACCCGAAAUACCCGCCGAGGUCGCCGUCAGUCACAUAACUUAUGUGAUGGGUCUGCAUUUGCCUGGCGCUGCGCCAGCUGCGCCACCACCCGCCAACGCCAAUGCCGCCGCCACGCCCUGCUGCCGUCGCGCCAGUCCGCCAGCGCAUGUUAGCACCACCACCAGCAGCAGCAGCAGCAGCACGAACAGCAGCAAUGCGCUGCAUCCGCAUAUUCAGCACAGUCGACACGCUUCGGUCAUCAUAGGCCAGGAUCGCUCGCCGCUGAACAGCAGCUGUGAAAAGGAUGUGGCGGGUUCGCCGCUGCACGGCAAGGAUGCGCACUAUGAGCAUCAGCUGACGCCGCAGGACGGCAGCGUGCGCUCUGUGCGCUCCGAUGAGGGCUACCAUAGCAACGAGUGCCAGGAGGACGGCCUAACGCCGCCCGAAGACUCCAGCGACAGCGAGAGCGAGCACAACUAUGUGCUGGACUGCUCCAAGAAGGCCAUAGCGCCCAAGGAGACAGUCAUAGCGCAGUCGCAGAAGCCCAGCAGCGUCACUCCACCACCGCCCAUUGCAGUUACGCCCAGUUGCGAGUCGGACAAGAACGAGUAUCGCAAGUUUAAGGUAAAGAUGCCGCUCAAAUACGAAUUCAAGCACAAGAGCUGCGUCAAGUCGGAGCCGCUGAAGGAUGUGGAUGAGCAGCAGCAUUUGCUGCUGCCGCCGCCAGUGGACGAGGAGGAGCUGCAUGCUGAAGAGCCCAUGUGUCCACCCAGCACUACCAGCAAUUUGGGUGAGGAGCAGCAGCAGCAACUGCAGCAACAGCAGCAGCAACAACAGCAGCCACAUCUGGAGCAUACAAAUGCGCAGCCCGCCAGCUCCACGGUCAUAGUGCUGGAGCAAUCGCGCACUAUAGUGCCGCUGAGCAAGCCUUACUAUGAGCCCGAUCCACCGGGUGAGCGCUAUGUGCGCUUUAGCCAGCCCAGCUCGAGCAUACUGGAGACCAUACUGACCAGCCAGCAUCGCUUGGAGGCCGCUGCAGCGGCAGCAAAUGCCUGCAGACAAGCCAACGCUGCUACGCCGCCGCCCAGCUCGCCCACCGAGAUGGCCUACAGCUACAAGAAGUCGCAGCGCUAUGGCAAUGCGGUAAGUCCCGACUCCAGCUCUAAUCUGGGACAGCCGCAGGAGCUGCCGCCGCUUGUUAGCGAACCGGAGCGUGCGCUUAUCAAAGGCGAAUGCUCGCCACCGCCGCCCGCUGCUACGCAUCAUCAUCACAAUGUCAUCUACUCGCCCACGCAGCGCGCGCAUCAUGGCGCGUAUGAGAGCAGCGGCGCACACUCGCCCAGCUAUGCGCCUGGCUAUGGCAGCCAUCAUUACGCCAGCGCGCAGUCGCUGCAUGCAGCCACCUCCACCUUCCACUCGCCGCCGCACAGCGCGCAUUCGCCCUUCGAUCGCCAGUCGAACGCUUCGAGCGGCGCCGGCUCCGCCUCCAAUCUGCAUCUGCUGCAGAGCAGCACGCAAAUGCUGAAUCAUCCGCUUAUGCAGCCGCUGACGCCGCUGCAGCGUUUGUCGCCGUUGCGCAUCUCGCCGCCCAGCAGCCUCAGCCCCGACGGCAACUCCUGCCCACGCAGCGGCAGCCCACUGAGUCCCAAUUCGUUGGCCUCGCGCGGCUACCGCUCGCUGCCGUAUCCGCUGAAGAAGAAGGACGGCAAGAUGCACUACGAGUGCAACGUCUGCUGCAAAACCUUCGGCCAGCUGAGCAAUCUCAAGGUGCAUCUGCGCACGCAUUCGGGCGAGCGUCCAUUCAAGUGCAAUGUCUGCACCAAGAGCUUCACCCAGCUGGCGCAUCUGCAGAAGCAUCAUCUGGUGCACACGGGCGAGAAGCCGCAUCAGUGCGACAUCUGCAAGAAGCGCUUCUCCAGCACCUCCAAUCUGAAGACGCAUCUGCGCCUGCACAGUGGGCAGAAGCCCUACGCCUGCGAUCUCUGUCCACAGAAGUUUACGCAGUUUGUGCAUUUGAAGCUGCACAAGCGACUGCAUACCAAUGAUCGUCCCUAUGUCUGCCAGGGCUGCGACAAGAAGUACAUUAGUGCAUCAGGGCUGCGCACGCAUUGGAAAACCACAAGCUGCAAGCCCAACAACCUGGAAGAGGAGCUAGCCAUGGCAGCAGCUGCAACAAGCGAAUGUUUGGACAAGGAUCUGCCUGAGCCGGACUCACGCGAGGCUUAUGAGCAACUGCAGCAGCAUAUGCACAGCAGCGUGCAUCCGAGCUUAAGGCAUUUGACUGGCGCGCAAUCGCCACCGCGACUCAUACCGCUGGGCAGCAAUGGGCAGCCAACGCAUCUGCAGCUGCAGCAGUUGCAACAUCAGAGCCACAUGUCGCAUGCAGCGCCGCCCAUGCUGCUUACCACAGCUCAGCAGCUGCCAGCGCCUGCGCCAGCCAGCAUGCCACAUCAGCAGCAACACCACCAGCACCACCAGCAGCAGCAGCAGCAACACGCACAUCAGCAGCAGCAGCAUCAACAGCAGCAGCAGCCACAAGUUGCGCCGCAUCAUUUGGCGCAGCAUUCGCCCAAGUCGCUCAAACCGCUGCCAGACAGCGGCUAUCUGCAUGGACCGCUAGUGCAGACGCAGGAGAAUCGCCCCUCGGUAAUUGAGUCCUCCAACCAGCCCAUGAUCAUUGAGUGCACGUAGAUCCACAAACUACAACAACAGAAAUUUCAAGUGCAAUACACAACAACAGCAACCACAGCAACAACAACAAUUAGAUUUUAAGCUAAGUAAGAACUGCAGCACAAAGCACAUAAAAUAACAUACAAUACAUACAUAACGGUAUUAUUAUACACAUAGUUUAAAUUGUACAUAAGGCAGGCGGGCCAAGCAACAACAACAAAAAGAAAUUCAACUCAAAAUUUGUAAACAAAAAUCAUUUUGCGCUAAGAUAACAAGAUCUCAACAAUUGGCAAGACCUUAACUCUCUCCCACUCCUGCAAAAUACAAAUUGCAUAUUAUUUUUGAUAAAUAUUUUUGAUAAAAGCAAACGAGCAUGAUCAAUUUAUUU
Molecule: messenger RNA, 4127 nt
Organism: Drosophila busckii
Lineage: Eukaryota; Metazoa; Arthropoda; Insecta; Diptera; Drosophilidae
Gene: Blimp-1
Product: sex determination protein fruitless
Exons: 6
Coding region: 197-3760 (1187 amino acids)
Biological process (GO): cell fate commitment; regulation of transcription by RNA polymerase II
Cellular component (GO): nucleus; cytoplasm
Molecular function (GO): histone deacetylase binding; DNA-binding transcription repressor activity, RNA polymerase II-specific; RNA polymerase II cis-regulatory region sequence-specific DNA binding
Source: RefSeq, a predicted model, not a curated record